UGCGAAUUCGGUUAUUUAUCCCCCCUUCGCUCUCUGGUGGUUAUUAUAUGACUAUUCAACGGUGAAAUUUUGAGCUGGAGCGGCAGCUUGUGGAUACGGUGGUGGCACACUUGUGUAUUUGUGUAUGUCUGUGGUGAGCGCGUGUGAGUCAGUGUGUGCGUGUGUGAUUUUAUGUCCUCCCGGCUCAGCCUCCCGCGCUUCAGCUGUGAACACAGAGCGAAGUUGUCGGGGUGGUCUCGGCCCAUACAGUCAUUGGUCUCCGCAGAGGAUCACAGUUGCGCUUUUCUUGAAGAGCUCGAGCUCUAGCAGGGAUAAAGACGCGGGAGGCGCGACCUGAGCUUCCGGGUGUCUUUUGGCUAGAGAAAGAGCUCGAGAAUGUCCUUGUAUGACUGGAGCCAAGUCUUUACCCGUGUUUGGAGCACGGAAUUACCCCCGUUUUGAACUUGUUGCUGGUUCGUUUCCACCCUCUUGCCAAGGGGAGACUAUUCUGGAUACUUUUGUGUGCAGUGAGGAUUCUUUUAUAUUAGAAAGACAACGGAAAGCUUUUUUUCAAACCAGUCGCUUUUACGCAGAGAUGUCCUCUCGCCGCGCUGUGGUUCUGUGAUCGCCCACCGGAGCGUCGAGAGCUCUUCACCCGGACCGGGUAGCACACAGUGGGUCACCAUGUCAGCGGGAGUGGCGGCGUGGUUACCGUUCGCCCGGGCGGCUGCUAUAGGAUGGAUGCCGGUAGCCAGUGCGCCCAUGCCGACGCCCCCGCCGGACAACCGGCGAAAACAGGACGGCCUCAUCUUGCUCAAUGUCAGCGGUCAGAAGUUCCAGACGUGGCGGAAUACUUUGGAGAGGUACCCGGACACUUUACUGGGCAGCACGGAGCGGGAAUUCUUCUUCCACGAGGAGACAAACGAAUACUUUUUCGACCGUGACCCGGAUAUUUUCAGACACAUUCUGAACUUCUAUCGUACCGGGAAGCUGCACUACCCGCGCCAGGAGUGCAUCUCGGCCUACGAUGAGGAGCUGGCUUUCUUUGGAAUCAUACCGGAGAUCAUAGGGGACUGCUGCUAUGAAGAGUACAAGGACCGGCGGCGGGAAAACCAGGAGAGGAUCCAGGAUGACGAAGACAGCGAGAACCAGAACGAUAUGGUCCCGCCGGAUAUGACAUUCAGAGAAACCAUGUGGCGGGCAUUCGAGAACCCCCACACGAGCACCAUGGCCCUGGUGUUUUAUUACGUCACUGGCUUCUUCAUUGCGGUUUCCGUGAUGGCCAACGUGGUGGAGACGGUCCCGUGCGGGACUUUGCCAAACCGGGUCAAACAGGUGUCGUGCGGGGAACGGUACGCCUUGGCAUUUUUCUGUCUGGAUACGGCCUGCGUCAUGAUCUUCACGGUGGAGUACCUGCUGCGUCUAAUGGCUGCGCCCAGCCGCUGGAACUUCAUCAAGAGCGUGAUGAGCGUCAUCGACGUGGUGGCCAUCAUGCCCUACUACAUCGGCCUAGUCAUGACGGACAACGAAGAUGUCAGCGGGGCCUUCGUCACCCUGAGGGUCUUCAGAGUUUUCAGGAUUUUCAAAUUCUCCCGCCACUCUGCGGGGCUGCGCAUCCUGGGCUACACGCUGAAGAGCUGCGCUUCGGAGCUGGGCUUCCUGCUCUUCUCCCUCACCAUGGCCAUCAUCAUCUUCGCCACCGUUAUGUUCUACGCCGAGAAGGGCUCCUCAGCCAGCAAGUUCACCAGCAUCCCAGCAGCCUUCUGGUACACCAUCGUCACCAUGACAACUCUGGGAUAUGGAGACAUGGUUCCUAAGACCAUUGUGGGGAAGAUCGUUGGUUCUGUCUGUUCUUUGAGCGGUGUGUUGGUCAUCGCCCUGCCUGUGCCCGUCAUCGUGUCCAACUUCAGCCGCAUUUACCACCAGAGCCAGCGGGCAGACAAGAGACGUGCCCAAAAGAAAACCAAGCUUGCUAGAAUUGCCGCGAGGAAGAGUGGAGGGACUAACACUUAUUUGCUGUAUAAACACAACGAGCUGCUGAGUGACCUCAUCGACGAGGCGUCAAAGGCAGCAGGCCAGGCGCUGGUGUGCAAGGCCAACCCCAUGUUCGAUACACACCACAAUCACCUAUUGCACUGCCUGGAGAAGACCACGAAUCAUGAGUUUGUGGAUGAGCAAACGUUUGAGACCAGCCUGCUGGAGGUUUCCAUGGUGAAGCACCCACCUUGCUCCCCCUCCCUCUCCUCUGGCUCCUCCUCCCAAGGCCUGUCGUGCUGCUCGCGACGCAACAAGAGGAAGAGCUUCAACGUGCCCAACUCCAACAUGACUGGAGGGCAUAGGAACAGCAUCCAGGAGCUUAGCACCAUCCACAUCAGAGAGAGACCCAUCACUAACAGUCGCUCCAGUCUGAACGCUAAGUUCGAAGAGACGGUGCCUCUGAACUGCAAGCAGCCCUACAUCACGGCGGCCGUCAUCACACUGCCCACGCCGCCCAUCACCACGCCCGAGGAUGACUACUCCCAGGCCAACAUCGUCAGGGUGUCCGCUCUCUAGGCCCCUCGCCCCCCCGCCACCACCAUCACCAUGACAACCCUACGACAGAGAGAGAGAGAGAGAGAGAGGGAGAGAGAGAUAGAAGAGAGACCCUUCCCUGCUCCAUUCAGAGAACGGUGUUUGCAGGGGGGGAAAGGGGUAAGGGGGAGGUGUAGUAGUUGGGGGGACAGUUUAGACAAACUAAGGCUGCAGGACCCUUUUUGUUUUCCUACACGUAGCUACUACAAGUCUGCUCUUGUGGUGAAAUAACGUUGCAGUGUAAAGCUGCAACACAAAGCUCCGCCUUGGAUUUUUUGGUGGGGGAGAGACUGCGAUGCCGUGGCGAUUGAGUUAGCGCCUAGCAACGGACACACCAAUGGAGAGCUUUUAGCCAACUGGAUAACUAACUAACUGCAGCUACUCCUUCCAAACACUCUUUAAUGGAAAACUUACCAUUACUAUUUUUCAAUAUUGUGUGUCUUUAAAUGUGAUGUCUUAAAACUGAAAUGGGGGGGUGGAAUUUGUUUGGGUUUGUAUUGUUUGUUAAGACCGUGAGUUUGACUAGAGGAGAUGUAUAUUUGCCAUGUUCUGAAAUGUGUGAAGUAGGAGAGAAAAGAAAAAUACAUUUCAAAUAUUUUGACAAAAAGGAGAGCAAGGGGGUGUGUGCACUGUGUGUGCAUGUUUGUGUGUGUACAUAUUUUCCUACCUUAUCAGGACCAGAAUUUCCUGAAAAGUCACCAGAAUGUCCUGACAAGGUAGGAAAACAAGAAAAUGUUUGAAAAGUCAGGACUGAAUUUGUUAAAAUCCAAUUUUAGGCUUAUGGGUUAGGUUUAUGGUUUGGGGUUAGGGUUAAGUUUAAGGUUAGGUUUAGGGUUAGGAGUUAAGGUUUACGGUUAGAGGUUUGGGGUUAAGGUUAGGGUUAAGGUCAGGUUCAGGGCAGAGUAUGUGAGUGGAGCGGAGCUGGAGAGGAGCAAGGAGCAGAGAGUGCCCAAUUUGACUGGAGCUCGGAGCGAGAUUCCCAAAGGCUGGCGUCCUUCUCGCCC
Messenger RNA from Coregonus clupeaformis (lake whitefish), 3554 nucleotides. Its product is annotated as potassium voltage-gated channel subfamily D member 2-like. The transcript is spliced from 7 exons. The coding region runs from base 664 to 2532 and encodes 622 amino acids. Gene Ontology annotation, molecular function: A-type (transient outward) potassium channel activity; protein binding. Gene Ontology annotation, cellular component: membrane; voltage-gated potassium channel complex. Gene Ontology annotation, biological process: potassium ion transmembrane transport; protein homooligomerization. NCBI's taxonomy places the organism in Eukaryota, Metazoa, Chordata, Actinopteri, Salmoniformes, Salmonidae. The record is from RefSeq and is a predicted model, not a curated record.